AUGUUUUCGAAAAAUCAUAGACUAAGGCUGUUGGCCUUGGUAUCUACAAGUGUCUUGCUAAACUCAGUAACAGCGGCGACAGCAGAUGGUUGUGGAGCAGUUUCCGAUGUCAUCAAGUCACAUAAUCAUGGUCAUCCAACAGCAAGCACACAACGAUUCAACGCUUCCAUUGCUCUUCAGUGCCUUCAAUCUGUACCACUAGAUGUACAGCGCUCAUCAGAUUUUGUUGAUUAUAUAGAGCCAUUCUGGCAGUUCCAGAGUACUCUUGCCUAUCUCAAAGAUCCUCCAUCAGGCUACCCGUUACCUGGCGCUGAUAUGCUAGGAGGUCUAGCUGAGAUUAAAGAAAAUGUCAAUUCAGGGUAUUAUACAAACCAAUGGGAGUUUGAAAAGGAUCUUCAUGCUCUAGGGAACAUAUUGCCUCACGAUUUUCACGUCAACUUACCUCUUCCCUUGAUGAGCGUCUUCUCCUUUUCUACUGCAGAUGGUCCAUUGGUAUCAAUAUCAUCCGACGGCUUAGCAAUGCCAGAGAUAUAUUUUAAAUAUGAUCUUGACAAGCAGAACAACAUGACACUAUCCAAAACAGGUAAUUGGACAGCAUCACCACUGGUCAAAGUCAACGACCUGAAUGCCACUUUAUAUCUUGAAUUUCUCAGUCAGAGCACAAGUGUUUAUCAAGACAACGAUGCCAACUACAACCAAAUGUUUUAUUCGUUACCGAGUCUGGCCUUUUCCGGAGGCAGUGGAAUGUUUACUUCUGGAGCAUAUAUUUAUGGAUUUUCGGCCGAUGUUAUUCAAUAUACUUUCGCCAAUGGAACCAGCACAAACGCCGAAAUAUAUGCAUCAACAAGCCUCGAUUUCACAUCCAUAUCAUCGGGACAAGAUCUAUUCAACGCUGUAGAUCUACCGGAAUCAGAACCAGCAUCUUCAAGUUCCUCAGUCUCAGACAGUCAACAGAGCACCAGAACUAAGACAGCAGCAAGAUCAAUUACAUCACUUAACGGCUAUCCCCAACCGAUCGUCAUGCAUCCAGACGGCUAUACAAGCGGUUACUUUUUAGAAGAUACCAUGACUGCAGUUUUAGUAAUGCAGGGGUUCAACGACCCUUAUCAAAAAGAUGGUAAAGCAGCAGUCGAACAACAAAGAGUGAUCAGUGAGUUCUUGGCUGAAUGUCAGAAGGCCAAAAUGGAAUACUUGAUCGUAGACGUACAAGCAAACGGAGGCGGCUAUCUGUUCAGCGGAUAUGAUGCUUUCAAACAGAUUUUCCCAUCCUUAGUUCCAUUUGGUGCAUCACGAUACCGAGCCACCCCGCUGGUAAAUUAUAUGGGUACCAUAUUCACUGGUGCCGGAAAUUACGAUACCAGUCAUGAUUACCUUUUUCAGACACAAUCAGAACUCGAUGGCAAUGGACAACCAUUUCAAAGUUGGAAUCAGGAAGCCCCUAACACGCCGAUUUACGGUGAUAACUUUACUGCGGAACUUCGUUACAACCUUUCGGAUCACGUCACGAUGUCCCAAGCAGCAGGCAUUAAUGUCACAGGCUACCUAGACGAGAGCAACCCUCCCCCAGCGGUCUUCAAUGCCUCGAACAUUGUGAUGCUUAUGGAUGGCGGUUGCGGCUCCACAUGUGCUCUCUUCGCUGAGAUGAUGAAAGCUCAAGGUGGUGUGCGAAGUGUUGCCGUUGGAGGUCGCCCACAAACAGGUCCUCAACAAGGAGUGUGCGGUUCUAAAGGCGCCCAAGUACUGACCUACAAUGGCGUUGCAUCUCAUCUUGAAGCUCUACCAGACGCGCAAGCAGCCUAUCUUCAAAAAGGACUCGAAUUGCCCGACUACCCAGCUCCCGAAUAUAUCCCUAAUAUCAAAGCCAACGCAUCCCUCGGAUCUACAUCAAGACUGAUGUCCGGCGGUCGUUUCAACCUUCGAAAUAACAUGCACGACGACGAUGAAACAUUCGCACCCCUGCAAUUCCAAUACGAAGCUGCUAAUUGUCGUUUAUUCUAUACUAAAAAUGAUAUCUACGAUACCACCGGCUUAUGGAUGAGGGUUCAAUCGGUAGUAUGGAGAGGCCAGCCUUGUGUUUCCGGUAGUACUAUUAACGGUGACGAUACCAUAUCCUCCGGCGCCUACGACACCGUACCAUUUGGCCAUUCCGCAUUACCGAAUAUUGAGUUACCGGCUCAGCCAGGCUUGGUACCUAUUGGGAAGGGAGUCAAGAGUUGGGCUAGCGAGAGUGGAAACCGAGAAGAGAGUGCGCAGAAAGCUUUUGUGGGGGCCAUUUGGAAUGGAUUGCUGUGA
Molecule: messenger RNA, 2292 nt
Organism: Botrytis byssoidea
Lineage: Eukaryota; Fungi; Ascomycota; Leotiomycetes; Helotiales; Sclerotiniaceae
Exons: 5
Coding region: 1-2292 (763 amino acids)
Biological process (GO): proteolysis
Molecular function (GO): serine-type peptidase activity
Source: RefSeq, a predicted model, not a curated record